Messenger RNA from Coprinopsis cinerea okayama7#130, 804 nucleotides. RefSeq lists its product as hypothetical. The transcript has a single exon. Lineage: Eukaryota; Fungi; Basidiomycota; Agaricomycetes; Agaricales; Psathyrellaceae. The record is from RefSeq and is a predicted model, not a curated record. The coding region runs from base 1 to 804 and encodes 267 amino acids.
AUGUCCUCCGCUGCCAACACCAACGCCAUCCCCCUAGAGACGAGGUUCGUCUGCCUGGCACAGUACGUCCCCAAACCAAAGAGUACCACCGGUCGCAUUCACCCCUACACCCAAACCGGCCUCGAGCCCAAAGUCCCCCGACAAUGGGCCAUCGUCGUCACCUCCACCUACCUCCCCAGCAGCCCCGCCACGAGCAUCUUCCAACCACCCGGCCUGCAAUGGGAUAACAUCGCACCAACUAACCUCGAAGGCUUCGAAUUCCAAGCUUUCCUCUCCCUCGGCUUCGUUAAGAUCGACCAACUGGACCGGUUUGCGAAUGUCGUGAAGGGUACGCCGCGCAUUCCCGAAUUUCCUACUCUGGAUCAGGACGUAGGUACGGGCUCAAUGGUUGACCUCGAGGCUAACAAAGGAUCUGCCAUCGUUUUGGACAACGACGACCGUCUCUGGGCGUACUCUGCUCUAGAGAAAGUCGUAGCCGAGGGUUUCACAGAUAUCGUUCUACCCUCCUUCAACAGCCUCCGCAUGCAGUUCAAGGAUCUAGCUCCCAAAGACCCGGGCGCUGAACGACUCAUUCAGAAAUUGUACGACUGCAUUGCGAGGAUGACCUUCUUCAUCAUGAUCAUGUUCUUUUCGAACGCUCUAAUCCUGGGGGUCUCUGCGGUUUUGUACCUCUAUGAUAAGGGCCCAGUAAGGUCCAAGGUCCCUGCAAUCUUUUCAGCAGCCUCUGCCGUGACGUCUGUGAUAUUUUUCUUGUUGAUUCGGUACGCCACCAAAGUCCCACAUCGGGUCAAGGACAGGCGCUAA